AUGCGCACCCCACCAACUCUUUUCCUGGGCUUGCUGGGUCUCCACGCAGUUGCAGCGGCACUCCCAGAACCAGCAUCCGUAUGCGAAUCGAGGACCGUCAACUACAUCACCCAUACCCUACCACAACAAUGUCUUCGUACAUCAUGGACGACCCCGACCGCCGUCACGAGCGCAGUCGCCACCGAUACCACAUCUUCCGAGGUUACGAAUAACGAGACAGCAGCGCCGGCGCCAGCGAACGAGACACCACAGCAACAACACCAUGACCAGCCCAAGCCGUCGGCGGAACAUACACAGGAGCAGACAAAGGAGGAACAGGAGGAUGAGGACUUGGCUUCCAGCACGUUCAUGUCGUUUGAAGAAUGGAAGGAGAUGAUGCUGCGCAAGUCUGGCGACCCCGCCAACAGCAACAAGGGCGGGCAGCAGAAGCAUUCGGGACAGCAGAGAGCCGGCGGCGAGCACGAUCAGAACGGCCCCAGUGAUACCGACAGCCACGGACAAAACGAAGACGGCGAAAACUCGCUGAACUUCGACGCCCUCUCAGAAAAGGUCUCGGAGCUGACCACUUCUCCCUCCGGCAACCCUUCGACCGACCACGGCGGCAGCGGGAAAGCCAAGAAAGACGACCAGGUCGUCUACGAGGACGGGAAAACGCAGUACUACCGCAGCAAGGACGCCGGAAAGACGUGCAAGGAGCGCUUCUCGUACGCCUCCUUUGACGCCGGUGCUACGGUUCUGAAGACGAGCCCAGGCGCCAAGAACGCCAAAGCGAUCCUCGUCGAGAACAAGGACUCGUACAUGCUCCUCGAGUGCCAUGCCAAGAGCAAGUUUGUCAUUGUCGAGCUGAGCGACGACAUCCUCGUUGACACGGUGGUGCUGGCCAAUUUUGAGUUCUUCUCGAGCAUGAUCCGCCGGUUCAAGGUCAGCGUUAGCGACCGGUAUCCCGUCAAGCUGGACAAGUGGGUUGAGCUGGGAACGUUCGAGGCGAGGAACUCGAGGGACAUUCAGGCCUUCUUGGUGGAACAUCCGCAGAUAUAUACCAAGUAUAUCCGGAUCGAGUUCCUCAGCCAUUACGGAAAUGAGUAUUACUGCCCUGUUUCGCUGCUCAGGGUUCAUGGAACGAGAAUGCUGGAUACAUGGAAGGAACCAGAUGAUAGGCACGACGAUGAGCAGGAAACAAUCGAAGCUCCACCAGUACAGGAACAGUUGCCGCAGACUCCCGAACCCGAGCAGCCGAGUUCUCAAGUUGAAGAACCGACUGUUACGAGCGAGCCGGUGCCAAGUACUGUCACUGAGGCGAAGGAAGAGCUGCAUGAGGAAAUCGAGCCUGUUCAGAUGGCGGAGGUCGGAUUCACUCCUUGGGAGCCAGUAUUCUAUCGUGACCUUUCUCUGGAGGUUUGCGCCUUACGUUCACGUACAACUGGUCAACCCACUCGUAUCUCGCCCGGAGCAGACAAAUACAAUAUCUCUGCUGGAAACCCCGAUCUGGUGAAGGGCCAGAACUCGACCAGAAGCGCUGCGCACGAGACAUCGGUGACCAAGUCUUCUUCAGCAGCAUCGAAAUCUCAGGAAACUGCCAAGGGCCAACCUGCCAGCUCUUCCGCCUCUCACAGUUCCGCACAGCCUCAAGCAAGCAACACCACAGCCGGUUCUCCCAACAAUAAGGCCCCUCCAGCCCGUCCUAAUACCGCCAGCAACGAGACUGCUCCUUCGGCCUCUUCCGCCGCAAAACCCCCUAGCAGCAGCAGCAGUAGCAGCAGCAGCAGCACAACCGGCACCACAGGUCGCAACGACAGCAAAGAGAACGCGAACGCCGGCGGUAACAGCAGCGGAAGCGGCGCUCCCAGUCCCAACAACAAGAACAACCAACAACAAAAACCGAACCCUGGCGGCUCCCCCACCACCUCAUCCCACCCCGCCUCCCCCACCGUCCAAGAAUCCUUCUUCAAAACAGUCCACAAGCGGCUCACCCACCUCGAAUCAAACACCUCGUUGUCGCUCCAAUACAUCGAGCAACAAUCCCGGUUUCUCCAAGACGUCCUGUCUAAACUCGAGCGGCGCCAGCUCACGCGCGUCGACACCUUUCUCGACACGCUCAACAAGACGGUGCUCACCGAGCUGCGCAACGUCAGGCAGCAAUACGACCAGAUCUGGCAGAGCACGGUGAUCGCUCUCGAGACGCAGCGCGAGCAGACGGAGCGGGAGGUGGUGGCGCUUAGUGGACGGCUGAACGUGCUGGCGGAUGAGGUGGUGUUUCAGAAAAGGAUGGCGAUCCUGCAGAGCGUGCUUUUGUUGAGUUGUUUGGUUUUGGUUAUAUUUAAUAGGACUGGUAGUAACAGCGGUGGAGGAGGUGGUGGAGGUAAUAAUGCGUUGGGCGGUAAUGGAGGAGGGAUGGGAGGCAGGCCUAACUCAAGAGGAGGAUGGUUCGAUUCCCCCGUCCAAGCCGCGCAGCGACGGUCCAUGAGACCUGGUUCUGGCUGGAUCAGUAAUAUGAGCAUGAGCAUGGGGAUGAGUAGUCCGUUUCCAUUUUCGACGACGGCGUCAACGUCUGGAUUACAACAACAGCAACAAUCGACUACAGCCGCCGAACCAUCGCAGUCGGGUGGAGAGGAUACAGACGCCGCCGUGGGAGGAAGCACGGGUGUUGAUGCCGCAGCAGAACACAAUCAGCAACAGCUUCACCCCAACGGCAACUAUGGCCGCCAGCCCCCGUUACAGACGCAGCAGCAGCAUUCAUAUGCUUACUCACGCAGCAACGACAAAGCGCUCCCGCUCACUCCCACCUCCGAGUACGAUAGCAGGGAAGGGACGCCGCUGGUCCACGCGUCGCCACUCCGGCAGACAUCAACGACUAUAGACGAGGUUUUGGCGGGAGAGGGUGCUGACGGUAAUUCACCGUUGUAUACGCAGUCGUCAUUCGGACCCGAGCCCGAUUGCGGCCCGGAUCAAGAGGGGUCGUCUCAGUCUUCAUCGUCUGGGUCCGAGUCUGACGGGUUCACGCAAGAGACAACUACAAGUUUUGUCCAAGAAAGCGCCGGGCCUGCACAAAAUGGAGUUAUGAACGUACGUGUUCGUUCUAACCCUGCGGGAGAAAGAAGCGAGAGGGUUGAAGACGAUAUGGAUCUGCUACCGGUGGAUUCCAUCGAGGAUCAGCAGCAGCAAACACUACGACACCGACCCAGGCCUCCGCAUCCUUAUCAUGGCUCGGGGACCGUAAAGCCAUUGCCUGCUCUGCCAGAAACUUCAAGUUCAUAA
Messenger RNA from Sordaria macrospora k-hell, 3255 nucleotides. RefSeq lists its product as uncharacterized. The record is from RefSeq and is a predicted model, not a curated record. NCBI's taxonomy places the organism in Eukaryota, Fungi, Ascomycota, Sordariomycetes, Sordariales, Sordariaceae. Gene Ontology annotation, cellular component: cytoplasm; membrane. Gene Ontology annotation, biological process: protein folding in endoplasmic reticulum.